AUGUGUUAGAAGUGCUUGGCAUAGUGAUAGAUACCAAUGCAUGAGAGGCUCUCUCAUUCAAGAGAUUUUCAGGUGCUCAAAUCUUUCUAUACCCAUAUCAAAAAAAUAUUAUAUCAGCCCGAAUGUUGGUGAGGCAUGCCAAAGAAUGAUGGUUCCGAUUACAUUCUGCCCGAAUGCUUGAAGGUUCAAGCUUCCGAGUUCGUAAGUUCGGCGAGGUCCACCAUUGAUGAAGUCCAACAAGUCAUCUCCAUCAUCUCCAAAUUUACCUAUGUAUUUGGUGUUUUUCGGCUCUCCAAUUCCAUUUCAGACUGUCUUGAUCUCCUCGACCUCUCUGCCGAUGAACCCAAUUGGACUCUACUUCUCAGAAUCCCAAUGGUGGGUCUCUGUCAUCUUUCUCUCUUUCUAUUCUACCUUCCUACUUUUCUAGCUAAAGCAAGAGAACGAUAUUGAAGUGAAUCACAAAGUAAAACAGAAAAUCACCCACCUUUGAUGUCAAAUUUGACACAGCCA
Molecule: messenger RNA, 510 nt
Organism: Ilex paraguariensis (yerba mate)
Lineage: Eukaryota; Viridiplantae; Streptophyta; Magnoliopsida; Aquifoliales; Aquifoliaceae
Source: the annotation of a GenBank genome assembly